AUGGUCGUCAACACAACAGAGCACGGAAUGCAGGCAGACGUGGUAUUCGUGAUAGAAGGAACCGCUGCAAAUGGCGCGUACUUUAACGACCUCAAAACUAAUUACUUGAUCCCGACGCUGGAGUACUUUAACCAGGGCAGCAUCGAGGAUCGGGAGUACGUCACGGAGAACAGCACCACCCGGUAUGGGAUUGUCAUCUACCACGCGGCGGAUUGUCUGCCUAGGCCUUGCACAGACACCUUCGGGCCGUACUCAAAUCCGCAUAAAUUGCUGCUGAAGAUGGAGAGUCUUGAACAUUACUCUUGCAGAAUGGUUGGGGGCCGCGGUGAGUCCCACGCAAACAUAGCCGAAGGUCUCGCUACAGCUUUAAUUUGCUUCGAAGACCUCCAAGUGGAACGCGAACCCAGCACAGCCUCCCAAAAGCAUUGCAUUUUGGUCUGCAACUCGCCACCAUACCAAAUAUCCGUGCAAGAGUGCUACAAGUUCCUCGGUCAGUCGAUCGAGACCCUCCCACCAGUGUUCCAAAAGCGGAACAUCAACCUCUCAAUCGUAUCCCCGCGAAAAAUCCCGGAGUUCUUCAAGAUCUUUGAAUUAGCAGGUGGCGACCUCCAGAGUUCCCAAACAAAGAACUACGCAAAGGACCCGCGGAACUUGGUUCUGCUGCACAACUACAACCUGAAAGAGCGUCCAGUGACUCCAACAAACGUAGCACCGGUCCACGCAACGCCGAACCCGGUCCAGAUCCCCUCCAGCCCGGUCCAGACGCACGACAGCCCGAACACCAACCAGAACUCGGCAAUUCCCCCUCCAGCUCCGCAAAACCCCGCCUUCCGGAACACUGCACCAAUCAUCGGAACUCCCUCUAUGCCAGUUCCAAUGAACCCCGGGCGUCCCGUUUUCAACCCGCAGAUCACAGCGCCACCUUCGUACCACCCAGCGCGAGCCCCUCAGGGAAGAUGGCGGACUCCUUUCAUCGCUCCUGGCGCCACAGUGCAGUCCAACACCCAGGGCAGUGCCCUGAUUGCUCAGCUAACGCAGCCGCCUACGGCCUUAACCGGUAUUAAUGUUCCGUUCCAAGGAACCCCGCCUGCGCCUCAAGCUCCCCAGACCCAGCAGGCCCAACUUACCCCGCAGCAGCAGCAACAACUCCGGAACAUCCAGCUCCAGCAGCAACAGCAACAGAUGCAGCAGCAGAACAUGCAAAACAUGCCUAUGACCGCUGUUAACGCCCAAGGAACCGCUGGAACUGCUCAAGCGCCUGCGCAGUCCGCUCCCGCGCAACAGCAGCCCGCUAAUCCGGUUCCGCAACGUGAGAGACCUCCAAUUUGGCAGGGGGUUCUUGAGUGGCUUGAGAAGGCUAAGAAUCCUACCGAUACCCAGAAACAGACACGGCAAGUUCCGUGCCAGGUAUCUGCUAACGCCAAAGAUGAAGAGAUUGAACUUAAGGCUGAUUCCUGGCCCCACAAGCUGAUCAUGCAGCUGAUGCCUAAGCAGCUGAUUGGCAGCAUAGGUGGCGCUUAUCUCAAGAACUCCAGGAGUGUUCUGUUCCACCCGACGCCUUGCGAUGCUUUGGACUCGCUAACAAAGGUCAUGAGCACUGGGUUCGCAGGUUGCGUCCAUUUUACUUCAGCACCAUCUAUGCCGGCUUGUGACAUCAAGGUUCUGAUUCUUCUGUACACUACUGAAAAACGAGCGUACCUGGGGUUCAUUCCCAACGAUCAAGGCGCCUUUGUUGACAGGCUUAGGAAGGUCAUCCAGCAGCAGAAGUCCAGCCAAGCUUCUUCUAGGAACCAGCUGUUUCCUGCUGGUGGCGCUAGUGGUCAGUCUCCGGCUAGCAACAUUCCUGCCCAGAUGCCCUCUGCUGGUGGAAUUGUCAGUCAGGGGGGAAUCAUGAUGAGCCAGACUAAUACUAUGACCAUGGGCGGUGGGCAGAUUACUCAGGUCGCUCCACAGCAGCAGGGGAUCAGUAAUCAGCAGCAGAACCAAGGACAGAUGAGUAUUCAAGGUAGCAUGCCGCAGCAGGUUGAUAAUUCUGGGAAUAAUAUGGCUGGAGGUCAUCAGAGAAUGUAUGAACAUACACAUGUUGAAGUCGCCAGGCAGCAGAAUCUGAUGAAGAUUCAUCAACUUAAGCAGACUCUUGAGGCUGCUCAGCAGCAGGAGGCUCAGUAUAAGUCUCAGUUGGAAGUUAGUAUUCAGCAGAACCUAGAGGUGGCGCAGCAGCAAGAAAUGCAGUACAAACAGCAGAUUGAGGCUCAGCAAGCACAGAGAGGCAUUAAUCCUAAUGCUGGAAUGGCAGUACAGCAGCCCAAUUCUCAGAGGAUGAUGCGACCAGUGAUGGCCAAUAAUUUACAGCUAAGACAUCUUCUUCAACAGCAACAUAACCCUCAACAAUACCGCCAGCAAGUUCUUGGAAUGCAGCAACAAAUGGUGGGUCCCAGAGGGCAAAUGAACGUCAGGCCAAUCAAUAAUAAUAAUCAGCAGAACCAACAGUUUGAUGACGUUUCUAGUUAUGACUUUUUGGGUUAA
Cotesia congregata is the source of this 2526-nucleotide messenger RNA. NCBI's taxonomy places the organism in Eukaryota, Metazoa, Arthropoda, Insecta, Hymenoptera, Braconidae. The record is from the annotation of a GenBank genome assembly.